Messenger RNA from Staurois parvus, 206 nucleotides. The record is from the annotation of a GenBank genome assembly. Lineage: Eukaryota; Metazoa; Chordata; Amphibia; Anura; Ranidae.
CAGUUGCCAUCAGUGCCACCUAUCAGUGUCCAUCAGUGCAGCCUAUCAGUGCCCAUCACUGAAGCCUCAUUAGCGCACAUCAGUGAAGGAAAAAAAUCAGUUAUUUACAAAAUUUUAUAAAAAAAACUAAGAAAGCUUUUUUUUUUUUUUAAUUUUCUGUGGUUUUUGGUUUGUUUAGCAAAAAUAAAAAACCCAGAGGUGAUUAA